Limulus polyphemus (Atlantic horseshoe crab) is the source of this 4422-nucleotide messenger RNA. RefSeq lists its product as uncharacterized. Gene Ontology annotation, cellular component: plasma membrane; stereocilium tip; cilium. The record is from RefSeq and is a predicted model, not a curated record. Gene Ontology annotation, molecular function: protein binding. NCBI's taxonomy places the organism in Eukaryota, Metazoa, Arthropoda, Merostomata, Xiphosura, Limulidae. The transcript is spliced from 18 exons. Bases 32 to 3178 code for a protein of 1048 amino acids.
CACGAAAGCUGGUCAAUACUUCACUCCAAGUAUGGCUCCUUUUUCCUCAUGGCAGAAAGAUCCACAACUCUCGAUCAAGGUAGAAAUACUACUUUCAAAUGAAGCCGAGAGAAAGGAAUUUUAUGCUGUUUUGGAGUCUUAUAGUGACAAACGAGCUACAAUUGAAGAGUUGGUUGCUCACCUUCGUCAUGUUGUUAAUUUACCCGAACGACUUACUUUGUUUGAUGAUAUUCGGCCACACAUUCGUAAUGAACACCAGAUGGAGUACAAUGUUCUCACUCCAUAUGUACAUACGCGAAUGAGAACGCUUCAGUUGAAACGAAGAGGACACAUACCACUUGGCUUUGCAAUCAGGGGUGGUUGUGAGUAUGGAACAGGUGUUUUUGUCUCGGAGGUCGACUCAGGAUCUGAGGGGGAACGUAAAGGAUUACGGGUUGGAGACCAAAUCAUGGGAAUUAACGGUUACAACAUCGAUCAGGCUAUUCAUGAAGAAGUUCUUACACUACUCCGGGCCAAGAGCAAUGUUAUCCUUAAGAUAAAAACUAUUACAGAUGGUUGUGUGAAAGAUUAUUCUCCCUCAUUGCUGACAAAUAUAGGACAUAUGGAUUCCAGAAGGUCUAAUGCUCAUCUAAGAUCCCACCUGCGGCACAGCAAAUCUGCUCCUCUCUUUGAUGAAACCACACAUUUUGAAACCACAAUAGCUAAUACAAAUAGCUGGUCUCCAUCUUCUAUUCAAGAGGACAUUACGGACAAAGAAGCCCAGUUGCCAUCAAAAACAGAAACAGAUAAAUUCUUCUCACGUUCAAAGUCUGUACUUGUGGAGAGUGUUAAUGCUUCAGCUGAACCUUGUUCCAGUAGCAAUUUCAUGUUUUCUAGUAAAGAAAAAGAAACCAUUUAUACUGUUGAUGGGAUAUCAUCUCAAACAGAACAUGGGAAGAACCAACACACAGAACUGCUUACAGUUCCAUCUACAAGCCAAACAGAACUGAUUUCAACUCCAUCAACAAGUCAAACAGAACCACUUGCAACUCCUACAACUCAAAUGGAACUGCUUGAAGUUCACAUGAUGGUAAAGGAUACUUUUGCAACUGGUAAAGCUGUUGAUUAUACUUCCAGUCUAAAGCCUGAUGAACAUGUUUUGAAAGAUAAGGUUGAUAAAAAAUUCUCCAUCUCAUCAACUGGAGCAAGUAGUGUUCAGUGGAGAGGAGAUGUAGAAGUAUUCGAAGAAACAGAAGUUUUUGAAGAUGAAGGUGUGGGUGAACAGCUACAAACUUAUUCCAAACAAGAAGCAUCUCAGUUAGAGCAGAAUCAAAGACAGUUCUAUGAAAAAAACAAACAACUUUUUGUAGAAGAAGACAGGAAACAGUUAGAAGAAAACAAAGCCCUGGAAAGGCAUAGGAAAAUUGGCCACAUUUCAAUAGAAGGUUUAUCAUUAGGGAAAGGCAGACUAGAAAAAAAGGAAUAUUUAAGAUUCAGGAAAGAUGGUAGUGAAGACUUCAGAAAUGAUGAGAACAGUACUCAACAAACUGAUCAGUGUUUUUCACCAAAAAUGUAUUCUGAGGAUAGUCAAAAGAUCUCUCUCAUUUCCCGAAAGCCCAUGGCAACUGGAGGUGAUAUAGAUUCCAUUUACUUUGAGACAAACCAAAGAAAAUUGUCUUCACUCACUAUUCAAAGAAAAAUCUCUGGUCAGGUUACAGAGGAUGAUCAACCAAUCACUGAUAGUCGUGUCCCACAACUGAAAAUUCCCCAAACUUACUUUGAUGAACAUGUGCGCAAACCAUUUGUUCCAGUAGAUUCAGUUCGUCAACAUAACCGAUUUCUUUCCCAAGAUUUGAGUGAAAAACCAGAAGAACCAGCUCCCUUGUCAGAAAUUCAAAACUCCUCAGCUGCAGGGAGUAUAACACCAUCAACAUCAGAUAAAGAACCUAAAUUGUUAAAUAAUUCUGAACUUUCAACCCCAAGCAAUGAACUUAAAAGCUUUAAUGAUGUUAAUGUAUCAGGUUGCACAGAUCAGACACUAUUAUCAGUGCCAACUAUAAACAGGAGGAAUAGUAGUGAAAGUAUGAAAGCAACAAAUGAAUGCAACUCAAACCAACUACCUGAUAAUUCACCAUUGCUAGCACAGCUCAGCUCAGUUAAGAAAAAGAAAUCAAGUACUGAAAUAUUAUCAAUUCAACAAGAAUCACUUUCUCCCAAAACAAGUGAAAAAAACCUUAAACAACUACCAUCGACAUUAUCUGUUUUAAUGCCUUCAUCAUUAACUUAUUCACCAGCUUCUCAGUCCGCUCUACCUUCCUUUUUACAGGUCCCAACAGUACCAACAUCAGUUUUAGAACAUUCUACAGUUUCAGUGUCCAAUAAUCAGUCGGAAACUCAUUCCUCGUCAUAUGUUCUUCAAGCAUUAUCAAAAGAUGUGCCUAACUCAGCACCAAAAAAUCAACUGGACAAAUGGUUGCAAACUAGAAAGCUUAAUUCAACUUUACAAAAAAUGCCAACAUCAGUUUCUGUAACUUCCUCACUUGCUAGAAACUUGAAAUCACCAUCCCUAUUGCCACUUGAACAGCUCAUACUUUAUUUUAAUAAUCCAGUUUCUAAACCUCUGUCAUCCAUUGUUAGCCCUGCAAAAGCUCCAUCACCUAAAUUAAAUCAUGAUUCAAGUCCAAAUUCAGAUACAACUAGAAGCCAACCAAAGGAAAUCUUUUAUAUAGAUAUAUCAAGAAACAGAGUCUACAACCCAAAAAGUCACCAUUCUACGUGGUCACCAUCUGCUAAGAUUACUUCUAUUAAUAGUGAAAAGAUAUUUGAGAAAUCAUGGAGUCAUCGAAGGCCAGAGGAAAUGCCACUGGUUAAAGAAAAAGUAAACCUCAAAGAGUUGUUUAGUGAAGAAGAAACUGAGGGCAGGGAAAUCAAAAUGCUAGUUGUGAGAAAGAAAGGUCCAAUAAAUAUAUCUCUCAAGAAGGGUGAUGAGCCCCACGUCAAAGAUCGAAUACUAGUGUCAGAAAUAUGGCCAGGAGAUGGUAUUCCACUCAAAGGAGAACUUCAGGAAGGCGAUGAGAUCCUGAUGAUUGAGAACACUCGGCUUAAGAAUAAGUCUUUAACCAUUGCUAAUGCAGCUUUAAGAGAUGCUGUGUCUAAUUCUGAUGAAUAUUUUCAAAUCAUAUUUACAAAACGAGCAUAGUUAGGAACUUAAUGUUUUAACGAAUGGAACAUCUUAAAGCAGAACUGAAGUGACCUGUAUGAAUUUUUACAAAACUGUAGGUGACUAUAGAAUGAAAUACUUGGUUUCGAACUAUAGCUUUAUUGGACUGUUUGUAGUAUUAUUGUAUUCAUUACAUUCUACUGCUUAAAAUGAAUGCAGACUUUUCAUAUUGAUGUUGAUUACACUUCAAAUUAGAUUUUAAGUAAUGAUGACAAAGGUGGAUGUGAUUGUGAAUCCACUACAUUUCAGAUAUUUCUUAUUUCUCAUGUUUAAGAUACAGUGUUGUGUAACUGAUAUUUGUGAUGUAGUAAUAAUAGUACUAAUGCUUCUAAUAAAUCAUUUGGAAGUUUUUGUUGAAUGCUAGUUGUUCUUUAAUUAUAGAAGAAUGCCAUUUCUAUAUUCCCAGAGAAGUUUUCAACUCCCAAAAUUUUUGAUUAUGCUUGUCCUAAAAAUCUUUCAUUUUAGAAGCUGUACUCAUAAAUUUAGAAUACUGUAUUAUGGUGUAGUGGUGUUGAUCCUCAUGGAAGUUUAAUAUUUCUACAGUUUGAAUAUUGAUAUACCUAACCUGUACUUUUCUGAAAAUAUCUCAGGAUUAUUUAAUUAUGACCAAAUGAAUAUAAAAAUGAAACAAAUAAGAUAACAUUUUUAAUUUACUUUGCGUUUGUUAAUUCUAUAACUCUUAAGCCAUGGCUUUGUGUAUAAAGUUGUAGAAGUCCUACAUACUCUUAUGAGAGAGUAGGUUUCUACUUACGAGUAAAAUGUAAACUGUGACAUUUACAGAAUGAUUAGUUAGUAUCCCAACUACUAUUAUUAUCACUAUACAAAAAAAAGUACCAGAGUACUUAGAGUAAUUCCAGAAACAUUUAGGUAAAAAUUAUAAGUCUUAAAAAUGUGUUAAUUAAAAUUUGGUGUAACUGAUACCUGUGGUUAAUAAGCUUGUAAAAGAUACUUUAGUAAUUUCCACAAUUACUAGUGUUUAUAAUGACAAAAGAAGAAUUACAGAAAUUUACUGGUAUCAGUAGUUAAUAUAAGAAAAGUAUAGUAACUUUAUAUAAUCACAUUUACUACUAUCAGUAACUGCCAGAGCACUCAGUUCCAUUUUUAAAUCCUAAUGUACUGUUUUCAUUUCAUGAUUAAGAAAAUGUGCCUUAUAAUUUGUUUAUAUCUAUCUGCAAAUGUUAGUGUAUGAAUAAAUAAAUAAAAUAGACAUCUAUGCACAACUA